AUGGAAGAAUUGGGAAUUACUAAUAACUCAGAAACAGUAGUGGAAUCAAAGCUAUCUAACAUUAAAACUUAUGGUUCUUUGUUAUCUGAAUUAAAUAAGGACAUAUUAUCCAAGGUCAACAGCAAUUCAUUGUACGGGAAUACCGCCAAUUCAGAUAUUUACUUAAAACUAAAGAAAUUGGAGAAAGAAUAUGAACUAUUAAUUCUACAAGAAGAUUAUAUCAAGGAUGAACAACGUCAUUUAAAGAGAGAAUUAUUAAGAGCACAAGAAGAAGUAAAAAGAAUUCAGUCUGUUCCUUUGGUCAUUGGUCAAUUCUUAGAGCCUAUCGAUGAAAACACUGGGAUCGUUUCAAGUACAACUGGUAUGAACUAUGUGGUCAGGAUAUUAUCUACUUUAGAUAGAGAAUUAUUGAAACCUUCUAUGUCUGUCGCAUUACAUCGUCACUCUAAUGCCUUAGUAGAUAUUUUGCCACCAGAUUCUGAUUCAAAUAUAUCUGUGAUGGGUGACAAUGAAAAACCUGAUGUGACAUAUGCUGAUGUUGGUGGUUUGGAUAUGCAGAAACAAGAAAUUAGAGAAGCAGUUGAAUUACCAUUGACUCAGGCUGAUUUAUAUGAACAAAUCGGUAUUGAUCCACCAAGAGGCGUUUUAUUAUAUGGUCCACCUGGUACAGGGAAGACUAUGUUGGUUAAAGCUGUAGCAAAUAGUACAAAAGCAUCUUUUAUUAGAGUUAAUGGGUCAGAAUUUGUUCAUAAAUAUCUUGGUGAAGGUCCAAGAAUGGUUCGUGAUGUGUUUAGAUUAGCAAGAGAAAAUGCACCAUCUAUCAUCUUUAUCGAUGAAGUAGAUUCAAUUGCCACAAAGCGUUUUGAUGCACAAACUGGUUCAGAUCGUGAAGUACAGCGUAUAUUGAUUGAAUUAUUAACACAAAUGGAUGGUUUUGAUCAAUCAACAAACGUUAAGGUCAUUAUGGCCACCAAUAGAGCAGAUACGUUGGAUCCUGCUCUAUUAAGACCAGGUAGAUUAGACAGAAAGAUAGAAUUUCCAUCCUUACGUGAUAGACGUGAGCGUCGUUUAAUAUUUGGAACAAUUGCAUCAAAGAUGUCUUUAGCACCAGAAGUCGAUUUGGACUCUUUGAUCAUUCGUAAUGACGCAUUAUCUGGUGCUGUCAUUGCUGCAAUUAUGCAAGAAGCUGGGUUAAGAGCUGUAAGGAGAAAUAGAUAUGUUAUUUUACAAAGUGAUUUAGAAGAAGCAUAUGCAUCUCAAGUUAAAACAGAUAGUGACGUAGAUAAAUUUGAUUUCUAUAAAUGA
Molecule: messenger RNA, 1305 nt
Organism: Arxiozyma heterogenica
Lineage: Eukaryota; Fungi; Ascomycota; Saccharomycetes; Saccharomycetales; Saccharomycetaceae
Gene: RPT3
Product: proteasome regulatory particle base subunit RPT3
Exons: 1
Coding region: 1-1305 (434 amino acids)
Biological process (GO): proteasome-mediated ubiquitin-dependent protein catabolic process
Cellular component (GO): proteasome regulatory particle, base subcomplex
Molecular function (GO): proteasome-activating activity; ATP hydrolysis activity; ATP binding
Source: RefSeq, a predicted model, not a curated record